CUGACUCUGAUAAACUGCCCCUUUUUAUGUCUCUGCAAUUUUUUUUGGCUUUCCUUCCUCUCCACUCGUACCUGGUCGGAGUCAAGAUCUAUUACAGGUAAAAGACAUUCGGCUCCGUGCCAUAGGUGCCCCUGUUCUGAUUCGAAGAUGAACGACACAGAUGUAUCGAAACAGAUCCAGCAGAUGGUGAGAUUCAUCCGCCAAGAGGCAGAAGAGAAAGCCAACGAGAUCACCGUCUCCUCCGAAGAAGAAUUCAACAUCGAGAAGUUGCAAUUGGUUGAAGCUGAAAAAAGGAGGAUCAGACAGGAGUAUGAGCGCAAAGAGAAGCAAGGAGAAGUUCGGAAGAAAAUUGAAUACUCUAUGCAGCUCAAUGCUUCUCGUAUCAAAGUUCUUCAAGCACAGGAUGACAUGGUUAACUCCAUGAAGGAGGCGGCAUCAAAGGAGCUCCUGCGUGUGAGCCAUGACGAACAUGUGUACAAGAAUCUUCUGAAAAACCUUAUUGUUCAGAGUUUGCUUCGACUGAAAGAGCCUGCUGUCCUAUUGCGUUGUCGGAAAGAUGAUCUAAGUUUGGUUGAAGCUGUUUUACCCUCAGCGAGUCUGGAGUAUGCAGAGAAAGCGAGUGUUCAUGAACCUGAAAUUAUUAUAGACCGUCAUGUCUAUUUGCCUCCUGCUCCUACCCAUCACCAUGCACAUGGACCUUUCUGCUCUGGAGGAGUUGUAUUAGCUUCUAGAGAUGGAAAGAUUGUGUGUGAGAACACCCUUGAUGCGAGGUUGGAUGUGCUAUUCCGCAAGAAACUGCCAGAGAUCCGUAAGUCGCUUUUUGGACAGGAUGCAGCAUGAUUGGUUGGAUGUUUUUGUGUCAUCACUUGCUCGUUUGAGAAUAUAAUUUUAAGAAUUUGCCCAUCAAUUUAGAAACUCUGUUCUAUUUGUUAUUGAACUCUUUUCCAUUUUCAAUUCCUUUGGAUCUUUAUUUAUUUUAUUGACAAGAUUGUUAUUUGCUCCAGUGCCCAUUGUGUCUGUUGACGUUUAGAAAACUCAGUUCUUAAUAGUUGUAAAAUGAAGUAAUCUAUAACUUAGUUUAAAUA
This is a messenger RNA of Telopea speciosissima, 1085 nucleotides long. RefSeq names its product V-type proton ATPase subunit E-like. The record is from RefSeq and is a predicted model, not a curated record. NCBI's taxonomy places the organism in Eukaryota, Viridiplantae, Streptophyta, Magnoliopsida, Proteales, Proteaceae. Bases 148 to 840 code for a protein of 230 amino acids. Gene Ontology annotation, molecular function: proton-transporting ATPase activity, rotational mechanism. Gene Ontology annotation, cellular component: proton-transporting two-sector ATPase complex, catalytic domain. Gene Ontology annotation, biological process: proton transmembrane transport. The transcript has 6 exons.